AUGGGUAAGAUGUCUGGAGCACAGGAGCAGCAAGAUGUCCCUGGAAAUGGUUCUCGAGAGGUUUUCCAGGGUUUGUUCAAAGAUUUAGGGAAGCAAGCGAUGGCUCUGGAAGCGAUUCUGCGGGUGGUGUGCGGUCGGGUGGACAAACUGGAGAAUUGGCUUACGGAGGUGAGUUUUGGCAUGACGGAGCUCGAUUUGAAGCUUCGAAAUAUUGCGCACAAUAUCGACGGAACUGCUGCAGUGGACGACGAAGCACGAGGACCCCAUCGUUGGGCUAUCCCUCAAACGGAAGCUGUUAAACCCGUAGCAUCUACAGUAAGCAAGAAGCUUGGUACAGAGAAGAAAGCGGUUCGUGUGACUGGCAUGGCUGCUGCCAUUCUUGAUCGACUAGCAACGACUUCAGAAACAGGCACACCUACACCAGUUGAAACCGAGAAAGUUGAGAAGCCAAGUGCAAAAAAGAAAAAUAAGGACAAGAAGCAUAAUACCAAGAAAGUAAAGGCAAAUGGAUCGACGGAGUUACCACCUACUCCAUUACCCCCAGUAGUUGAAAUCUCGACACCCGUGAAGCAUGAACAAUACGAGGUUAUACCAAGUACUCCACCGGUACCAAUUCCAGCAGUGGUUGUAUCGGCUCCUGCUGAAAUUGAAUCCCCACCGGCAAAUUCUGAGAUUUCUCGAAGUGAGUUAGUACCUCCUACAGCUAUUGAUGAAGCUUUGACUAUGGUAGACAUCAAGGCUUCGAGCAGGGGCGAAGCAAAUGAAGUCGCCGAAGUUCCCGUUGAAGUUGCUACGACCUCGGAGCUGAGUUUGAGAGAACGGGAUAACGCGCAAGCUUCCGAGUUGAACCCAUCCAACGGUCAAUCCAAUGCUCUGUCAAGCGAGAAUAACCCCGGAGCAAUCGAGUUGGCGGAGAAAGAGAUACUAAUUGUGCAGAAUGUUGCAACAACGGUUGCUCCUACUAUCGUACCAGAACCACCCUCCCCAAGCUCUCCAAUUGCAGUUGCCCCGGAACCCAGGCCUCAAAAACAGUCGACGCCUAACGUCACACUUGUUCAAAAUGCUCGUGACAAGAUGCCGAUCCUCAGUCCAUCCGUCUCAAGUGUCCUGCCAACAGUUGAAGUUGAACAAUCUAUCGAGCCUUUUCUUUUGAAAACCACGGCCCACACUGUUAGAGCAACACCAACUCUGCCCAACAGUAGGUUGGAACCUGAAAGUGGCGUACCUGAGCACCAAGUGAUGGCACCACAAGUAACCCCAACGCAACCCACAGAAAUCCCAUCACCGAUUAUUGCCAAGGUGGACUGCGACUCGAAUUCAACGUUGGAAAUCGCCGACAUACCACCCACUAUCACGGAAUCUAUACCGAUAGUAGUUGAAAAGAAAAACCCGGGGCCUAAGUCUGUUGCGGUUGACGUGAAAAACACUGAGCCUAUUGCAGCUGUAAGCACAACUCCAGUCACAGCAGCUCCAUCCACCGCUAACGAACACGUUACUGCAGAGUUCAAAGGAUUUGAAGUUUCUGGUGCGCCAAUUCGACAACGUGAAGAUAAAAUACUACCACAACAUGACACCGGUACUCCAGAGGCAGUAGUAGAUCCGCUUUUGCCGCAUCGAUCACCUUCACGUCGACGAUCGUCAAAAAUGGCCCAAAGAUCGAGUUCUACAAAGAAGCAUGAGGGAAACGCUGAUAAUGAACCCGCACGGCGCUUAUCGAUAAAUAAACGCAGUUCGCACUCGCGACGCUCAUCGAUAUCUCUACAGGCAAAGCCUGUAGAGCAGGAAACACCCAAGCCUGAUCAGCGGAUAGCACUCGAAUCAUCACCUGUUGAAAAGGCAGUACCGCAAGUAAAAUUCCAGCCAGUUGAACAAGCAGAGCCUAAAUUAAUACCUCAACCUCAAGCAGCAGCCCCUAUGACAAGCACUACAGAACAGGAGAAUAUCGAAGAGGAGAGUCAAGAAAGCGGCAGUGAUUCCGUUUCUGAAGGAUCAGACUCGUCCAGUGGAGAAGAGCAAGACGCAGAAGCUGUAGUUGAGGAGAUCUCAAAUGCCAUGACAGCUCUCAGGAAGCUUAAACGUGCUCAAAUGCUAUCACCCGAAGAAGAAACUGAGCUCAAAGAGCGUGCUCAUAAGAAGUGGUUCCAACUCAAGGGCCAUAUCAAGGAAAAGCAGAAGAAGGACGUAACAAACAUAUUGCUCAAACGCAAGAAGAACGUCUUCACUGUAUCGUCAAGGAUUGAGUUGCUGGAGGAAAAGUCUCGCGAGAUUUUCGCAGCACUCAAGCAAAUUAUGAAUGAAUUGCGAGAAAAGAACGACCGCUCUACGCACGAAACUCUUCGACGACGUGUUGCGGAUAUUGAACAAAGCUUGCUGACUAUAGACUCGAGAUUUGCGUCCCUGUCUGCUCCUGCCAUGGAUAAUGUGCGUGACCUGGAGAAUGAGGUAGUCUCACUCCGUAGUGCGGUGCAAAUGCAGCUUACAACUGCUCAGAGCGAGGCUGAAGCCAGGCACUCGUUACUUGAGGAAGCACUUGCAAGUCAGCGAACGCUGGUCGAGACAUUAGCACAAGACGUUCCGGCCCAGAUAAAUGUUCAAACCGAGCUCUUUAUGGAAAAGUUCAAACAAUUGCCCGAUCAUACUGCAGCCAUUGAGAAUCUACGACGAAGUCUGAAGAGGAAAGCGGACUUGAAGUUGUUGAAAGAAUUGGAAGCUCGCUUGCUAGGUUUGGACGCUGAGAAUGAAGACUGCCUCGUGCGCUGUUUAUCGUGCCGCAAAGAAGUUAUCAAUCUGUAUAAUGACAAAGACACAGAAGCAGAUGAGCAAGAUGUGGGCAAUGGCCAGCUUCGAAAAGUGAACCCAGGACCAUCAUCAGCUCGGAUCUACCGCUCCAAUAUUCCGUUUAGCGCCCAGACCGUCGUUCAGGAAUCCAUCCAAGAGGAAUCUUCCGAGGAAGUGUUAUUUUCACCUCAACCCCUUUUCGCAAUGCCUGAUCCCCAGCCAUAUCAACAAUUUCAGUCAGCAGGUGAUUCUCAUUCAAGUGAGAAAGCUGCGAUUCCAAGGUCGGCCCCCGUUUUGAGAAGAGAUACAAAAAUCCCUCAAGCGUCUCCGCUCAGCCUGAUGAAUAUCACAGCGACAAGAGCCAUCUUGUCACCCGAUCGACCGAUUAGUGCACCAGUUGUGGCCUUGAAGAAGAGAUCAACUACAGCAACUAGAUCAAAGUCUUUGCUCAAGUCUCUUACUCCACAGCCAGGGACCGCGCAGUAGCUUAAUUAAUCUUGUG
Molecule: messenger RNA, 3280 nt
Organism: Phytophthora nicotianae INRA-310
Lineage: Eukaryota; Oomycota; Peronosporomycetes; Peronosporales; Peronosporaceae
Exons: 3
Coding region: 1-3264 (1087 amino acids)
Source: RefSeq, a predicted model, not a curated record